Tarenaya hassleriana is the source of this 1778-nucleotide messenger RNA. RefSeq names its product polypyrimidine tract-binding protein homolog 2. The record is from RefSeq and is a predicted model, not a curated record. Lineage: Eukaryota; Viridiplantae; Streptophyta; Magnoliopsida; Brassicales; Cleomaceae. Gene Ontology annotation, biological process: regulation of RNA splicing. Gene Ontology annotation, molecular function: mRNA binding. Gene Ontology annotation, cellular component: nucleus. Bases 143 to 1477 code for a protein of 444 amino acids. The transcript has 11 exons.
UUAAAAAAGGGGAUCUGAUUCCAUUUUUUUCCCGACCCUCCCUGCCAUCGUUCUUCGCUUCCCUUCGCCAAACCCUAAAUUCCGAGGCAUAUCGGAAAUUUAUAGGUUCUCGCUCUGAGGAUUCUUCUGGUUCGUUAGCUCAAUGUCUUCUGUUUCUAGUCAGCCGCAGUUCCGUUACACACAACCUCCCUCCAAGGUUCUUCAUUUAAGAAAUUUGCCUUGGGAAUGCACCGAAGAGGAAUUGAUUGAACUGGGGAAGCCCUUUGGUAAGGUUGUAAAUACAAAGUGCAAUGUUGGGGCCAACCGGAAUCAGGCUUUCAUUGAGUUUGCUGAUUUAAAUCAAGCAAUAGCGAUGAUUUCCUACUAUGCUUCUUCGUCAGAGCCUGCUCAAGUUCGAGGUAAAACCGUCUACCUCCAGUACUCCAACAGGCAAGAAAUAGUGAAUAACAAAACAACAGCAGAUGUUGCUGGAAAUGUUCUGUUGGUGACGGUUGAAGGUCAAGAUGCUCGCAUGGUCAGCAUUGAUGUCUUGCAUCUGGUAUUCUCAGCUUUUGGAUUUGUUCACAAGAUUACUACAUUUGAGAAGACUGCUGGAUACCAGGCGUUGGUGCAAUUCUCUGAUGCGGAAACUGCUACUUCUGCAAAGAAUGCCCUCGAUGGAAGAAGCAUUCCCAGGUAUUUACUCCCUGAGCACAUGGGGCCGUGCACUCUUAAGAUCACUUAUUCUGCUCAUACAGAUUUAACUGUCAAAUUUCAGAGUCAUCGGAGCAGGGACUACACUAACCCUUACCUUCCGGUUGCACCGUCGGCCAUUGAUAGUACCGGUCAGGUGAGUGUGGGUGUGGAUGGGAAGAAGCUAGAACCUGAAAGUAACGUUCUUCUAGCAUCUAUCGAGAACAUGCAAUAUGCAGUAACUUUGGACGUUUUGCACAUGGUUUUCUCAGCUUUUGGACCUGUUCAAAAAAUUGCCAUGUUUGACAAGAACAGUGGUCUCCAAGCUCUAAUUCAAUACCCAGAUGUCCAAACUGCAGUUGUGGCGAAGGAAGCUUUGGAGGGACACUGCAUUUACGACGGUGGAUUCUGCAAACUCCACAUCACUUAUUCUCGCCACACUGAUCUCAGCAUUAAGGUAAACAAUGACAGAAGCAGAGACUACACGAUCCCCAACCCGGCCAUGCCCAUGGUGUCCCAACAACCUGGAGUGAUGGGUCAACAGCCCGGUAUGCCUCCGAGCCCUCAUCCCUACAACAGUGGUGGCGGCCAGUAUCCAACGGGUCAGCACCCGCAAGCAGGAUGGGCCCCACCAGCGGCUGGUCAGUCCAUGCCAAUGGCCAUGGGAGGUCAUCAUCAUCCUUACAUGGGUACUGCAUCCGGGUCCGGAUCGAUGAUGCCACAACACUCGGGGCCUGGCCCUAUGUAUGGGCAAGGCGGCGGGCCAAUGCCGUCCUAUGGACCUGGCCCUGGCCAGAUGCAAUGAGACAAUUGAUUUCGUUGGUUGGAUCCGUCAUCUCUCUCGCUUGGGUUUUAGCCUUUUCUUGGUGGUGUCAUUAGCUACUUCGGUUUUGGAGCUCUUUUUCCCCUUCCAUAUCCUGAGCUACUUAUUAACUAUUAAACUGAAAAGGAGCUUCGUGUCUUAAAAUGCAAAAGAGGUCUUUGUUCACGUCCUAUGUCGGUGGUCUGUUAAUGUGCUUUUUGGUACAAUCAUUGUUGCACACUUCAAAUUCAAUUGAAGUGGUAGAAUAUAUUAUUCGGCCAUUGAGUGAGGUGUGACUUUGAAC